AUGGCAGAGGGCAGCCCGCUAAGAUGGCUUUUCUUCGGCUGUGGCGCAGUGGGUGGAUAUUUUGGAGCUCGUUUAGCAGAGCAACUGGGUUCAAUCGUUGGCGUCAUGGUUAGGAAAGAAACAUUGCGAGCUGUGGCAUUUGACGGCGUGCGCGUGCAAAGCAUUUGUGGGGACUUGCAGAUCCCUCGAGAAAAGCUGGACCAGGUGGUGAACACCGAAGAGCUGGACAAGGAAGCAAAAUUUGAUGCCGAUGUGAUCGUCCUGGCCUGCAAGGCCUGGGAAGUUGAGCGAUGCUUGCGAAUGUGUGCACCGUGGUGUGGAGAGAAGACCGUAGUUUUGCCUUUGCAGAAUGGUGUGGAUGGCAUGAACACAGCACGCUCAAUCGUGACAUCCUGGGGAAAGGGUCAUCCUUUGGUCGGCUGGUGCAACAUUGUGGCGGCCAUCCAGGAGCCAGGCCUCAUCAAGCAUUGGGCAGCCAACCCGCCGGCAGUCUACUUUGGUGAGUUUGAGGGCCAGGCAACAGCAAGAACGAAACAGCUGGAGACUAUUUUUGCAGCCUGCAAGGGUGUUGCAGUCCACUUGGAACCCGAUGCCUUGUGUGCCUGCUGGGAGAAAUUCUCCUUCAUUUGCUCCACCACUGCUGUUCAAGCCACUGCAGGGCCCACUGCAACACAGAAUCUGAUUCCGCAGGUCCCGGAGCUGGAGCAGAUGUGGCGUUCAGCCAUGCAGGAGAUCAUGGCAGUGGCUCGUGCACAUGGCAUCAACUACAAGGAAGAGUGGAUUGAGAAGCGAAUUCCAGUGUUGGCAGAAGCCGUCGGGGCAACCACCAGCUGCAGUCGAGAUCUUUGGGCUGGAAGGCAUAGCGAGCUGGAAGAUUUGCUGGGUUCGGCACAUCGCAUGGGCCUCGCAAAGGGUGUCCCAACACCAGUGAUCUCCACCUGCUAUAGAACGCUGACAGUGCGAGAUCGUGUGGCACGACGUGAAGUGACAAUGCCAAUUUAUCCAAUGAUGGAGGGUCAGAAGAUCCUGGGAACCAUCUGCAACCACCGUGGACAGCAGCUACCGGCAGAUCGCACACUGGUACAAAAAAAGGCCGAGGAGCAGCUCAGCUGA
Molecule: messenger RNA, 1113 nt
Organism: Durusdinium trenchii
Lineage: Eukaryota; Dinophyceae; Suessiales; Symbiodiniaceae
Source: the annotation of a GenBank genome assembly